Messenger RNA from Mus caroli (Ryukyu mouse), 3683 nucleotides. Lineage: Eukaryota; Metazoa; Chordata; Mammalia; Rodentia; Muridae. The record is from RefSeq and is a predicted model, not a curated record.
CGUUCCGCAGCACGCUUGAUCCCCAGGGAGCGCUGUUUGUUUAACUUAGCGCCGCGCUGGGCAUCCCGGCGACCGACGAGGACUUCGCUGAGUCCUCGGGAGAUGCAAGCGAGUCCGUUCUCUUUCUGGGAGCUCCAACCCGCAGCGCCAAGCGCCGAGGAUGCCGGACGGACUCAAGAUCCUAACUCUAAACCUGAGGGACUGAACGACUGCUCGCCCCAAAGUGUUCGCUCUCCUUCCCGGAAGGGCCACGAGGAAUUCGAGGCGACGCCCUAGGGACCCUCGGGAAGCGUCACGCCAGCCGCUUUCCCUCAUCCCUCGCUGUUGGGUGUCUGUGGAACAAACUCGGUCACAGACCAUUUGGUUGACCAGAUCAAAGCAAAUCUGAAGACUCCUCUCUGGGGAUCUUAACGCUAGGAUCCGAAAGAGUUUUCAGGACUGUGAUGACUAUUCUUCGUUGUCAACUUGACUAUAUCUGGAAUCAGCUACAACCCAGAAAUGGAGAAGAGCACACCUGUAAGAGAUUGUCUGCUUAAAGUGGAUGAAUCCACUUCUAGUCCAGACCUUUGAGGUAGGAAGACACACAUCUUUAAUCUCAAUCUUGAGGUGGGAAGACGUCCCAAAUCUUGAGAUACGUCUUUUGUGAACAUAUGAGCCAUACCUUCACCAGGAUGUCUGUAUAAGGACAUAGAAGAAGGAAGCUUUUACUCUUUGUCUACUUGCCCUUGCCUUGCUAGCACAUCCAUUCCCUCACUGGCAUUAAAGCCUACUUCUGCAUUGCAGCAUAUACUGAAGACCACCUGAGACAUUGCAGCCUUGUGGGACCGAGCAACCACUAGAUUUUUAGACUUUCUAUUGUUGGAUUAGCUGGACUACAGAGGAAGGAGAGAGAGAUUCAUUCCAUAAGUUCUGUGACUCUAGAGAACCCUGACUAAUACAGAUUUUUGUACCAGAAGUGGUUCUAGAGAAGCAGAAGUAUAAGGAUGAAUCUUUUAAGUAUCUGGAAUAGGCAUUUCAAUUCACCGGCACCUUCAGCUACUGAAGUCUCUCCAGUCACCCCCUCUCCUGGGAGCUUGGAGAGUACUGAAGGCCCAUGGUAUGAACUGUAUUACAAACUUAAAGAGAUAAAUGAAUUUGAUUAUCCUGGCUCACCAAUUGUGAGCAACAAUGGAUUAGGUGACCCUAUAUAUGAAACUUUUGACAGUUUGGGGGAAAAUAAGGAAAAUGAUGCUGCUGGUUGGUUGCUUUUAGCAUCUCUGGAUAAACUGAUAAAGGAUAGGAAUGAGCUCCGGGAUAAAAUUAACCAACUGCAGAAUAUGGUGAAGGACAACAAAGAACUUAAUGAUAAAAUUGACCAUCUUCAGAUGCUCAUAAACAAUCUAAAGGUUUCUAAGUGUGCCCUGGAAAAGAAUCUUCUCUCCAGCAGCCACAAAGCUCGGUUUAUGGAAAACCAAACUGAAGCUCUCAUUAUUCGGUUAGCCGAGUUACAGGGGAAAUUCAAGUCCCAGCCUCGGAAAGUGUCAGCAGGUAAAGUAAGAGCAUUAGUUGGUAAAGAAUGGGAUCCUGUAACUUGGGAUGGGGAUGUGUGGGAGGACCCUAUUGAAUCUGAGAACUUUGAAUCCUCAGAUUCUCAAGUGUUUAUCUCACCUGAGGAAGUAGUACCCUCAGCCCCACCCCUUGAAAUACUGCCUUUUUCACCUUUCACUGAGGAAAUUAAUCCUUUGUUAUCUAUUAAACCAGCAGUGGCUAUCUCUAAAGGAAAUGCCAAGCAAGACAAUACUGAUGUCCCUCAGAGCCUCAAAAUAGUUGCCUUUAGACCUACACCCAGACUUAAGGCAAAGCAGGCUCCUAGAGGGGACAUAGAAAGUGUGGUCCAUGAGGAAGUGUGCUAUACUACUAAGGAGCUUAAUGAGUUUACUAAUUCAUUCAAGCAGAAGUCUGGGGAAUAUGUGUGGGAAUGGAUUUUAAGGGUGUGGGAUAAUGGUGGAAGGAACAUAAAACUGGAUCCGGCUAAGUUUAUUGACAUGGGCCCUCUGAGUGGAGAUUCUAGGUUUAAUAUGGAAGCUCGCACAGUUCAAAAAGGUGUCAAAAGUUUGUUUGAAUGGUUGGCUGAAGUGUUUGUCAAAAGAUGGCCUACUGAGAAGGAAUUGGAGAUGCCUGAUAUCCCUUGGCUUAGUGUUGAUGAAGGGAUUCUAAGGCUCAGGGAAAUUGCAAUGCUAGAGUGGAUAUAUUGUGUAAAACCUAGUGCUCAACAAUGGGAAGGCCCAGAAGACAUGCCCUUCACUAAUCCAAUAAGACGCAAAAUGGUGAGAGGGGCACCAGCACAUUUGAAGAGUUUUGUUCUCUCCCUUUUGCUUGUGCCAAACCUUAGGGUUGGAGAUGCUGCUACUCAAUUGGAUGAAUUAAAUGCAAUGGGCUUAAUUGGGCCCCGGGGUAGCAGGAGCCCAGUGGCAGCACUGAAUCGACAAAAGCAAGGUGAUCAUAACUAUUGUAUGAGCAGCAUAGACAACACAAUGUUCAUAAUGGCAUGACUUGUAUGGACCUUUGGUACUGGCUCAUCAGUCAUGGUGUUUCCAGGCAUGAAGUGGAUAAGAAGCCUACUGAAUAUUUGAUUUAUAUAAGUGGAAAAAUUCUCAAACAAGUGAAAGAAAGGCUACAUUGAAUCAUGGCACAAGGCAAUCUCAGUCACUGAAUCAAUUUUCAGAUGUGAGCCAGUUUGCAGACCCAGAACCCCCUUGAAUAAAGGAGUAACGAAGUUUCCCUGAGGAAGGACCUUAAUAAAACACCUUAAAGUUUUACUGUUAAUCAUUCUCCAGUCUUUCCCCAGAGGGAGAUAGGGCUUUUUACAAGGGUAGUUGUACACUGGGGGAAAGGAAACAAUCAGACUUUCCAGGGUCUAUUGGAUACUGGUUCCAAAUUGACACUGAAUCUUGGAGAUCCCAAGUAACAUUGUAACCCUCCAGUUAGAGGUGGGACUUCUGGAGGCCAGGUAAUUAUUGGAGUUUUGGCUGAAGUCCUGUACUCAAAGUAGGUCCCUAAACUCAUCCUGUGGUUAUUCCCCCAGUCCCAGAGUUUAUAAUUGAGAUACAUAUAUUUAGAAGGCAGAAUUCUCACAUUGAUUCCCUGACCUGUGGAGUGGAGCUAUUAUGGCUUGAAAGGCUAAAUGGAAGUCUUUAGAGUUGCCUCUGCCAAAGAAAAUAGUGAAUCAAAAACAGUAUCAUAUCCCUAGAGGAACUGCAGAAAUUAGUGCCACCAUCAAGUUCUUGAAAGAUGCAAGGGUGGUAGUUUCUACUACAUCUCCAUUUAACUAUGCUAUCUGUCCAGUUAAGUGACAGUUGACCAUCAAAACCUCAAUCAAGUAUUAACUCCAAUUGCAGCUUCUGUACCAGAUGUAGUGUCCUUACUUGAGCAAAUUAACACAUCUGGUACAUAGUCUUCAGCUACUGAUCAUGCAAAUGCCUUUUUCUCAGAACCUGUUCGUAAGGACUACCAGAUGCAGUUCCCUUUCAGAUGGCAAGGCCAGCAGUAUACCUUUACAGUUUUACCUCAAGGAUAUAUAGACUCUCCUGCUCUGUGUCAUAACUUAGUUAGAAGGGAACUUGAUUGUCUGACUCUUCCACAAAAUAUCACACUGGUUGUGAUGGUUUGUAUAUCCUUGGACCAGGGAGUGGCAUCAUCUGAAG